This is a messenger RNA of Symbiodinium necroappetens, 3562 nucleotides long. The record is from the annotation of a GenBank genome assembly. NCBI's taxonomy places the organism in Eukaryota, Dinophyceae, Suessiales, Symbiodiniaceae.
GAUGAGCGGUGGUUCCUUGCUGCGGCUGUUUCAGUCCGAGUACUUUGAUGCCCACUUGCACAUGCACUACCUUUUGCGCAUGGAGCAAAGUGGAGUGCAGGACUAUCUAGUAAACGAGCUGUACAAGAUGACGGAUGAUGAUGUUGAUUUUUAUCUGCCGCAGCUGAGCCAAGUUGCGCUGCUGCGAUACAGCAAAUCAUCACUACAUCGCUUUCUGCUGGACAAGGCCGCUCAGUCCAUGCCCUUCGCGCUGAAGAUACACUGGCUUGUCCGAAGCAUCUCCGAGGACAAAACGCCAGAGCUCUACGAGAAUGCCAUGGCUAUGUUGAGCCUCUGUGAAGCUGCGAUGGUAAACUCGACGGUGGCGGUUGGAAAGACCGAAGAGGUCGCCGACGGGCCACCUCGCGUCCAGCGCAUGCUCAGGUGCUCAGACCGGGUGCUGAUGAGUUCUACAGGAGGAACAACUUUUGAGGAGGCGACGAGCAUCAUAAGGAUUGCAAGAGAAGAGCAGCUAGGUUUAAUUUGUCAACUCUUCGGACUUGAAAAUGAUUUUUCGGAGGACAGCUCCCUGACGGACGAAGAGGCCGAGGAGCACGAAGAAGCGGGACCAUGCCAGGCCGACUUGCGGACCUCCUUGCCCGAGGUCGAAGCGCUCAAAGCUGCUGCUAUACGACAUCUCGCCGCACUUGAGCAGUCCUCCACUGUGGCUGAGCGUGGUCAGGCGUUGGACUUGUCCAGCAGCUGCCCCAAUGCCUACCGGAAUCUCGGUCUGCCUGUGGCCUCGGUCUUGUCCGAGGAGGAGGACUGCCUCGACGACGAGCGGGUGCGGGAAUGCCUGAUGAAGAAAAGGAGGUGUGAUUACUUCAACAUGCAGAACCAGCUCGUGUCGCUCAUCAUGACUCUGUCGGGUGUUUUGACCUCCUUUGCCGACAAGGCCGAGCGCAAGGGCGCUUUGGCCGCCACCUUCUCGGUUUUGAACCGCUGGCUUCUGGAUCGCCGGGUCUGCAUGGCCGCCCUGGCAGAAGGUCCUUUGUUUCUUCUCGGUACCCACAUACCGCUUUGGAGACAUCAGGACAGCCUUCACCAAAUUCUUUACAUCCAUGUGGACCUUUGUCGAAUUUUUACAUCGGCGACACGCGCGCCGUUCCUCAUGACCUACGAGUCGGCGAACCUUGACGAGGUGCUGGAUGGUGAGGAGGCGUCCUCCUCCGCCAAUGCCCACAUCUCCCAUCAAACGCUGCUGCACCAGCCAACGACCGCUGCUGUGCAGCACUCCGUGUCAACCAGGCUCGCAGGGUGCGUGCUGACAGAGCUGCGGCGUGCUGCCGCUGCUGUCGCUGCUGCUGAAGAGAGCCCCGACUCUGCCCCCGCUGCGAAUUCAGGGCAGUCUGAUGACAGCGAUCACCCCCAGAGCAUGCAGGACCUCCAUCACUUGAUUAAGGAGGUCACCCCCGAUGACUGGCGGUCCUUCAGCUCCCACGUGCCCAAGGCGCCCGCCAAGGAGCAGCCCGAGUGGGAGGCCGAAGAGCCGCUAGCGAAGCCCAUGAGGGCAGCUGCCAAACAGCGGCGUGAGCUUGCAGCCAGGACGAGGCAGCUUAUAUGGGGAGAGCCUUGGAAAGACAAAGUUGAGCGAGUACGGGUGGCGUCUCCCUAUAGCCGCUACGCGUCGUGGAGUUUGAAUGCGGUGAUGGUGAAAGGAGGCGACGACCUUCGACAGGAGCUGCUAGCCUCCCAGAUCAUCGAGCAGUUCAGCGCAAUUUUCCAGGAAGCUGGUUUACCACUCUGGCUGAAGGCCACAAAGAACAGGCUCAGCUUCACCUCUCCUUGCUUGGCAUCCCCUGCUCCCGAAGCCAUGACGGAGGCCGAGGCCGUAAUGCGCGACCAGUCCGGGUACAUCACCCACACCUCGAAGAAAGACUUUGGCCCGCUCGAGUUCACAGGGAAAAUUGCAGGGGGAUUAAGGAUGGACCUGAAGAGGCGUCUGCCGCUGUAUGCCAGCGACUGGACGGAUGCGUUUAAGGCUGAGAACAUCCAAAAAUCUGUGUCCUCCAUCAUGUACUUGUUCAUCGCGGCAUUGGCACCGGCGAUCACCUUCGGCAGCCGCUUCUUGGACGGCACCAAUGGUCAGUUUGGAGUGCUGGAGAUGAUCAUGUCCACCUGCAUCAGCGGCAUACUUUUCUCCACAUUCGCAGGGCAGCCCUUGUCCAUCCUGGGCGCAACCGGCCCUUUUUUGGCCUACACCCUCGUCGUCUACGACCUGGCGGAAGCGGUCGACAUUGAGUUCAUGCCCUUCUACUUCUGGACGUGCAUGUGGUGCUCGCUCUUCACCAUCCUCGUCGCAGUUUUCGAUCUCUGCGCUCUCAUGAAGCACGUGACGAUGUUCAGUGAGGACAUCUUCGCUGGAUUGAUAUCACUCAUCUUCAUCAUCGAUGGAGCGAGGCCCCUCAUUGAGAAUUUUGCAGAUGGUGUAAUGCCCCUGACCAAUGCCAUGUUCGAGAUGCUCCUCUUCCUCCUUACCUUCGGAUUGGCGACCUAUUUGUCCCACUUCCGGCGCAAGCCUUGGGCGCUCCGGUCUAUCCGCAACCUCCUGGCCAACUUCGCGGUGACCAUCGCCCUCGUUGUCGCGUCAGCGGUUGCUGCGAUCUACUCCGACAAGACAAACCUGAGGAUGUUGCAGGUCGACGCAGACUUCUCGCCAAACCUGGUCCUCUCCGAUGGCAGCAAGCGCCCCUGGAUCGUGAACCCCGCGGGCAUCGAGCGGCCCUUCCCUGCCUGGGCCAUUCCUUAUGCCAUUCUUCCAGCAAUUGGCUUUGCAGUGUUGGGGUACCUGGACCAGAACUUGACCUCUGUGAUUGUGAAUAGGCCUUCCAACAAUCUCAAAAAGGGUCCUGGAUAUCAUCUUGACCUCUUUGUCCGCGGAGCGCUUACACUACCAGCUUGCGCCGUGCUCGGCCUCCCCCUUUCUGUGGCCUCCACAGUGCCGAGCAUUACUCACGUGAUCUCUUUGACCACAUACGAUGUUCAGCAGAUGCCGGGGGGUGAGCGUAAAGUGCCGGUGAAGGUGGUGGAGCAACGCGCAACUAACUUCUUGAUCCAUGUGUUCAUUGGUCUCGCACUCUUCCUUGCCCCGGCGCUGAAGCUCCUUCCACGGUCGGUCCUGCAGGGUGUGUUCUUCUACAUGGGAAUCGCCAGCUUGACCGGCAACAAUCUCUUUGACCGGCUCAAGCUCUGGCUUAUUUGGGACUCGGCCAAGUACCCACAGUACCACUACGUGCAGAAGCUUCCCAUCAUGCGUGUGCACUUGUACACCCUCGUCCAAGUGGUUUGCCUCGCCAUCUUGUAUGGCCUCAAGGCAAUCAAGGAGACCUCGGUCGUGUUCCCCUUCUUCAUGGCCUCCUUGGCCAUCGUCCGCAAGGGAAUGAGGUACAUGUUCACCGACGAGGAGCUCAAGCAGCUGGACGGUCUCCCGGGACAGGAAGAGGAGGAGGAGGAAGAAGAGGGACCCAAGCCGGAUCUCUUGAACCUGGACGUGAAGCCUCCGGGUCAGGACAAGGAAGCCUAA